AUGGGUGCCGUCUGCUGUUGUUUUUCAGAGCCAAUCGAUUUUGACGGCGAAGUAAACCUUUAUCACUUCGACCUUCAUCGCGCAGUCGGCAAAGGAGCUUUCGGAAAGGUCAGGGUCGUCGAGCAUAAGAGGACCAAAAAGCUAUAUGCUCUCAAAUAUGUCGAGAAAGCGCGGUGUAUCAAACAGAAAGCUGUAGCCAAUAUCAUUCAAGAGAGGAGGUUGCUGGAAGAGAUUGACCAUGCUUUCGUCGUCAACAUGCGUUAUGCGUUUCAGGACGACGAAAAUUGCUUCUUUGUCCUUGACUUGAUGCUUGGUGGAGAUCUACGAUUUCACCUUGAACGCAAAGGCCCUCUACCAGAAAGCGUCGUUGCAUUCUGGUUGGCGCAGCUGGCUUCAGCAUUAACCUACCUGCACAAACAGCGUAUCAUUCAUCGCGAUUUGAAACCAGACAAUAUCCUUCUUGACUCUCAGGGAAACGCACACAUCACUGACUUCAACGUCGCCAUUCACUACUCUGAUCGCCGGCCGCAUACUAGUGUAGCAGGAAGUAUAGCUUACAUGGCUCCAGAGAUCCUUACAAACAAAGGAUACUCAUGGCAGAUUGACUGGUGGAGCCUGGGCAUUACAAUAUACGAGCUACUGUUCAAUAAACGUCCAUUUGACGGCAAGAACGUCGAACGUAUGAGAUACUCCAUCUCGAAUCAGCCGCUCGAGUUUCCUACCGAUAUAAUCCCUCUCAGCAACCACGGCAUCAACAUGCUGAAACAACUCAUCGAAAGAGAUACCACGAAACGAAUAGGAUGCCGCACAAUCGACCAACUGGACGACUUCCGCGACCAUCCGUGGUUUGGCUCCUUAGAAUGGGACAGACUAGAAACCAAAGAGUUGAUUGCACCCUUCAUUCCAGAUCUGAAACAAGCAAACUUUGAUGUAUCAUACGAAUUGGAUGAGUUCCUUAUGGUCGAAAAGCCACUGACGCACACGAAACGGAAGGCGAACGCUGACCUUGAAAAACUCAAACCUGAACUACGACAGCUGGAGGACCAUUUCACUAUUUAUGACUACGACCGUUCUCAAAGGCAAAGCUAUUACCCUCACAAUCAACCUGUUUAUACAAUGACUGCAGCCGGUCAACCUACACAUUACCGGAAUGGGUCACUGCAGCUUCAGCCGACUGCAACCAUUGCCGAAGCUUCGCGCUCGGGUUCCCCCGAUGUUUUCAACUCUUAG
Lentinula edodes (shiitake mushroom) is the source of this 1230-nucleotide messenger RNA. Its product is annotated as kinase-like domain-containing protein. Gene Ontology annotation, molecular function: G protein-coupled receptor binding; G protein-coupled receptor kinase activity; ATP binding. The transcript is spliced from 8 exons. The coding region runs from base 1 to 1230 and encodes 409 amino acids. Lineage: Eukaryota; Fungi; Basidiomycota; Agaricomycetes; Agaricales; Omphalotaceae. Gene Ontology annotation, biological process: protein phosphorylation; G protein-coupled receptor signaling pathway; regulation of signal transduction. The record is from RefSeq and is a predicted model, not a curated record.